This is a messenger RNA of Colius striatus (speckled mousebird), 2751 nucleotides long. RefSeq names its product family with sequence similarity 114 member A2 (gene FAM114A2). The coding region runs from base 487 to 1998 and encodes 503 amino acids. The record is from RefSeq and is a predicted model, not a curated record. NCBI's taxonomy places the organism in Eukaryota, Metazoa, Chordata, Aves, Coliiformes, Coliidae. The transcript is spliced from 14 exons.
AACCUCUGCCCCCGUGAGCAGGCGGCAGCCUGGCAGCCCUGUUCGCGGGCACUAUCGUCAAUAUCAGGGCUGGUUGCUGUGGCAGCUGGAGCAUAUUGCAAGUCCUGGGUGGUGUUAAAGCCCUGGUGAAGCUCAGCCCUAAAUACAGAAGCAAACCAAUUGCUGCUUCUCUACCAAACUGGCUGGCUGAUAGCUAUCCCAGUUCAUAUCCAACACCCUUCUAUGCAGCUAUUGCAAGCAACGUGUUUUCCCUUUUCUAUGAUGAAGCAAGUCAUUCAGUUAUCUGAGGACUUUUUGUACCUUUAAUUUGCUUUUGAGAGUUAGCAAUUUGUUUCUUUCCUGUGGAGAGGGUGUGUCGGUUAGAUAGAGCCACACGUGUCUGUGGGACUUUAAACUGCCAAGUGUGACUGUUAGACCUGACUGGAAGAAACUCAGUGUACACACGUCCCUCAAGAACAUAAUCUGUUUGUGCGGGUGUUUGCAGUCAUGUCCGAGGAAGACAGCAGUGAAAAUCUGAAAGAAGAAACCUUUUAUGAAGCCGAAAAUGGACAGGAAGCAGAGGAACUUGGCUGCACUGAGAGCAGUGAAGAGAGAGAGCAAGAGCUCGAGUCUGUGCCUAUGACUCGGAAGAGACCGGAACCCAAACCCCCGAGUCAGCCUGCUGCCACAGAAAAACCCGCAGCUGAAACACACCAGGUCUCAGAUUCUCCUGCUGCAGUUCAGACUGGAUGGGGCUACUGGGGAAGCUGGGGGAAAUCUCUUUUGUCAACUGCAUCUGCUACUGUAGCUACUGUAGGUCAAGGCAUUUCAAAUGUCAUAGAAAAAGCAGAAACAACCCUUGGGAUCCCCAGCCCUAGUGAAAUUUCUUCAGAGACUAGAGAUGCUGCAAGAGGAAGUGAGGAUCCCAGUGCUAGCAGCAUGGAUGUAGUUGAUGAUGGCAGUUCCUCUCCUAUUGCUGGGGCUCUUGGAGUUUUAUCCACCAUCUCUACUGCUGUCCAAAGCACAGGAAUAAGUGUUAUUAGUGGAGGUCUGGAUGCCUUGGAAUUCAUUGGGAAAAAGACAAUGGAUGUAAUAGCUGAGGGAGACCCUGGAUUCAAAAAAACAAAGGGCCUAAUGAAUAGAAACUCUACAUUAUCACAGGUUUUACGAGAGGCAAAGGAGAAAGAAGAGCAGCAGACAGCUACUGAGGUUGCCAUGGCUACGGAGAAGAAAGCCCAUUAUGGGUUACUAUUUGAUGAGUUUCAGGGUCUUUCGCAUCUGGAGGCCUUAGAGAUGCUUUCCAGAGAGAGUGAAUCAAAGGUGAAAUCAGUUCUAAACACCCUCUCUGGAGAAGAGUUGGACAUGCUGAAGGAGGACAUGGAACAACUAAAGGAAGCGUUUUCUUUACCUGAAUUCUUUGAAGAGGAGGAGGAAGAAAAGAAGGGAGAUGAGGAGUUCACAAAAGAAGUCACAGAGUUGUUUUCAGAAUUGCAGAUCUCCUCAAAGCCGGAUAAACUGAUCAGAGUGAGGACAUCUGCUCAUGAAUGGAUAACACAAUUCAACAGCAGUCUUCCUAAAGAGCAAAAAGAGAGUGAAGGAAACCAAGAAGCAGGAUCCAGAGAUGGUGACCAUGAUGCUAAAAAAUCAGUGGAGGAUAUUCAUGCAUUUGCUAUAAGGAGCCUGGCUGAACUGACAGCAUGCUGCAUUGAAAUGUUUCACAAAACAGCAGCUUUGUUUCUACAUGGUCAGAAACAAGAGGUAACAGCCACAGACAGAGCCAAGUCCCUUUCACAAAUGACGAUUGUGCUGUGUAAAGAGCUGUCAACCUUCUCUAAAGAGUUUACUACGUGCUUAACGACUGCAGGGGUCAAAGAGAAAGCAGAUGUGCUUAAUCCCUUAAUCACUGGAGUGUUUUUGGAGGCUUCAAACAGUGCUUCAUAUAUCCAAGAUGCCUUCCAGCUCCUGCUGCCAGUGCUGCAGAUCUCUCUUAUUGAGGCGAGAGCAGAACUAUCACAGUAAUAAAAAUCCUUCUAAUUAAGAACUUUUCGACCUUCCCACUUCGUAGUUUCUGUGCUGGAGAAUGAUGUAAUGGCUCUUAUUAAAAGGAAAAAGAUUAACUCUGAUCACUGCUGCUGCUGCAGGAACAGUGAUUAAGUGCAGUCUGGCAGUGACAGCUCUCACAGCACAUUGAGAGAUGUGAUUAGCAUAGGCCAGGCUGCCGGACAACGUGACAGACUUAAAGUGCAGUUUGCUUCUCUGUUUUUAUGGACUGUCUGUAUCUUUCACUGAAAUCCCUCUGCUGUAUGUGUUAACAAGCUCUUUGAAGAAGCUCCUUGGGCUGCAAAGAGCAUGCUGGAGAAAGGGAGUAGCGGCUGGCUAGCUGAAGGGUUAGCUAAAGUCACGGUGGCAUCUUUUUUUUUUUUUAAGUCAGAGAGACAUAAUUAGAUCCCUGAGAGCUCUGCAUUGAUAGUGAAUAUUGAAUAGGAGGUGCAGGAAAAGGCAAAUAUUUAUGAUCAUGAGCCUUGCAGUUCCUGAGCUGGAAAGAACGAAGCAGAGAGUCUUCCUGAUCAAGCCGUUGUCUGAAAAGAAGCCUCAGCUUCCUGAAGAUGCCUGUUAAUGACUCAGGGAUGUGGGAUGGGGCUUCUCACUAGGGUGCCGUUUCUCAUUCUCUUGCAGAGUGCUCCUUCAGCAGGAGCUGGGAAAAUGCUGAUCUGGCCCUAAGAAUGUGGAUAUUUUGCUUUAUAGCAAUAAACGAGAACUGGCUAAAAGAGA